This is a messenger RNA of Dioszegia hungarica, 777 nucleotides long. RefSeq names its product ubiquitin-conjugating enzyme/RWD-like protein. The coding region runs from base 1 to 777 and encodes 258 amino acids. The record is from RefSeq and is a predicted model, not a curated record. The transcript is spliced from 13 exons. NCBI's taxonomy places the organism in Eukaryota, Fungi, Basidiomycota, Tremellomycetes, Tremellales, Bulleribasidiaceae.
AUGGCGAGCAAAGUAGCCGAGAAACGGCUUCAGAAGGAGUAUCUGAACAUGCAGCGCUCUCCGCCGCCGUUCAUCUGGGCCAGCCCAGAGGAGAAGAACAUCUUAGAUUGGCACUUCAUCAUUCGCGGACCGCCAGAUACGCCAUACGCUGGAGGCGAGUGCGAGUAUCACGGCUUGAUCAUGUUCCCGAGCGAAUACCCCUUCAAGCCACCAGAUGUCAAGAUGUUCACCCCGAGCGGCCGAUUCGAAGUUGGCCACAAGAUCUGUAUGAGCAUGACUUCCUACCAUCCCAGCACAUGGAAUGCUGCCUGGUCGGUAGCUACCAUCCUGACCGGUCUUCUGUCCUUCAUGCUGGGUGACGAUAUCACAGCUGGAGCAGUGAAGACUACAGACGACCAGAAGAAAGCCUUUGCGGUAGCUUCUCACGCUUUUAAUCUAAAGAGCAAGAAAUUCAGAGAUAUCUUCCCCAAGUACGCAACCCCCUCCAUGACCGACCUCCCGGAUAUGGGCGUCCAGCCCAGCUCCUCCGAUCCUCCAUCUGGCGAAUCCUCUCCUCUUCCACCCACCGGCGCAGCGAACACGAUCAGAACAGAAGGCGAGGAUGGCGAGAGAGAUACGAGUACGGCGAAGGCAGCAGGAGAAGCAGGACCUGGAGCGGCGGUACAGGUACAGGUCACAAAGAGGGAUAAGGGGAGAUGGUGGAUGAGCUGGCGGAUGGUGGUGGCUGUAGUGAUAUUGGCUAUCGUCGGGCGGGUUUCUACUAGUCUUGGUAUUUGA